AUCAGUAGUGAGAAUGAAGCAUGUUUAGUUACAGUACUGGUUAAUGAUAAAAAGUUGAUCAUGGAGAUAGACACCGGUUCUGCUGUGACAGUUAUUAGCGAAUUUUUAUAUAAAAAGUUUUUUAGUUAUGUUCCUAUAUCAAUGUGUCACAAGAAACUCGUUGUUGUCAAUGGUGUAAAGCUAGAUGUAGUUGGGCAAAUUAUAGCAGAAAUUAUGCUCAAUGGAAAGCAAAGUACUGGUAGUUUAGUAGUGCUUAAGACUUGCAAUGAAUUUAGACCCCUUUUAGGAAGAGAUUGGAUGACAACAUUUUAUCCAAAUUGGAAAAAUGGCUUUCUCGAACCGGAAAUUAAAAAUGUUCAAAAACUUGCUAUUGAUAAAGAGCACGAGGAAGCUAUAAGAUAUGAAGCAGAUUUAGUUUUCACGUCAGAUCAGCCAAUUUUUCGAAAACCCUAUCAAGUCCCAUACAAAAUCAAAGAUAAGUUCUUAAAUCAUUUGGAUAGCUUAGAAAAACAAGGCAUCAUAACACCGAUAAAAGCCAGCGAGUGGGCGGCACCAGUUAUAGCGAUUAUUAAAAAGGACAACGAUUUGCGAAUGGUAAUUGACUGCAAAGUCUCUUUAAAUAAAGUACUCUUGCCUAACACUUAUCCUCUUCCGCUUGCUCAGGAUAUUUUUGCUUCUUUAGCAGGCAGCAAAGUUUUCUGUUCAUUGGAUCUGACAGGGGCUUAUACUCAACUAAAACUAUCAAAACGAUCAAGGAAAUAUGUUGUAAUCAAUACAGAAAAGGGUUUGUAUACGUAUAACCGUCUACCACAGGGUGCGUCGUCCAGUGCUGCUGUGUUUCAGCAGGUCAUGGACCAAGUCCUGAAAGGACUAGAAAAUGUUAGCGUUUAUUUAGACGACGUGCUCAUUGCAGCAAAAACUUUUCGUGAAUGUUUAGACAAAGUAGUACAGGUACUUGAAAGACUGGCUGCUGCAAAUAUCAGUGUUAAUUUUAAGAAAUGUAAAUUUUUCGUCGAUUCUCUACAAUACCUGGGACAUUUAAUUACAGAUGAAGGUUUGCUUCCUUCUCCUGAGAAACUUUCAACCAUCAAAGAUGCAAAGGUACCUCGAAAUGUUACGGAGCUCAAAGCAUACCUUGGCUUAGUAAAUUAUUACAACAAAUUUAUACCUAAUUUGAGUUCAAAACUUAAAUGUUUGUAUGCCUUGCUUAAGAAAAAUGCACACUUUAACUGGACUAAUGAUUGCGACAAAGUUUUUACGGAAAGUAAAGAAAACCUUUUGAAUGCAAAUUUGCUUACGUUUUACGACCCAAGGAAACCUUUAGUUGUAGUUACUGAUGCAUCUUCCUAUGGUUUAGGGGGUGUACUUGCUCAAGUUGAAAACAACACAGAAAGACCAGUAUGUUUUACAUCCUUCUCACUCAACGAUGCACAAAAAAGAUACCCUAUACUUCAUUUAGAGGCUCUUGCGUUAGUUUGCGUAAUAAAAAAAUUUCAUAAGUUUUUAUUCGGACAAAGGUUUAAGGUAUACACCGAUCACAAACCUUUAUUGGGUAUUUUCGGGAAAGAAGGGAAACAUUCAAUAUACGUAACCAGACUGCAAAGGUAUAUAAUGGAACUUUCCAUUUACAAUUUCGAAAUUGAAUACCGUCCCGCUGCUAAAAUGGGAAAUGCUGAUUUUUGCAGUCGCUUCCCAAUAAAUCAAAAAGUACCAACAUAUUUAGAACAAAAUGCCAUACAAAAUCUGAAUUUUUCUAAUGAGUUUCCUUUAGACUAUUCGUUAAUUGCAAGAGAAACUAAAUCAGAUAACUUUUUAUCAAAAUUGUCAGAAUUUGUUACUCUUGGGUGGCCAAAGAAAAUACCAAAUGGUUUUAAGAACUUUUUUGCCCAAAAAGACAUUUUAGAAAUGGUAGACGGAGUUUUGCUUGUAGAAAAUAAAGUAAUUAUUCCGGAGACACUAAAAAUGAAAAUUUUAAAACUUUUACAUGCUAAUCAUGGUGGCAUGGUAAAAAUGAAAAAACUGGCACGAACAGUAGUUUUUUGGCAUGGUAUUAAUGCAGACAUAGAAGCUUAUGUUAAACAUUGCGAUACUUGUACUAAGAUGGAAGUUGUGCCUAAACCAAAACAAACAGGAACUUGGUUACCUACUACACGACCGUUUAGUCGACUACAUGCUGAUUUUUUUCAUUUCGAAGGUAAGACCUUCCUGCUUAUUGUGGAUAGUAAUUCAAAAUGGUUAGAAGUGGAAUGGGUGCGUUUUGGAACUACAGCAAAACUAGUAAACAGAAAAUUUGCAUCAUUUUUUGCAAGGUUUGGCCUUCCAGAUAUAGUGGUUACAGAUGGAGGACCACCGUUUAAUUCGCAAGAAUUUAUGGAUUUUUUGAGGCACCAAGGAGUCAAAAUACUUAAAAGCCCUCCAUAUAAUCCGGCCAGUAAUGGCCAGGCCGAAAGGAUGGUGCGAGUAGUUAAGGACGUUUUAAAGAAAUUUUUGAUAGACAAUCAAACGAAAUCUUUGGACAUAGAGGAUAAGUUAAAUCUCUUUCUCAUUAACUAUAGAAAUAGUUGUCUUGGUGAGGAAGGAGCUUUUCCUUCUGAAAAAGUGUUAAAUUUCAAACCUAAAAUGCUUUUAGAUUUGAUAAAUCCAAAGAAAACAUAUAAAAACUUUAUUGAAAGAAGUACUAAAACCGAUGAAAACUUUCAGUUUAUAGAAAAAAGCAUUUCAAAUGAACUUGAUAACUUGAAGGCAGGGGAUAAGCUGUUAUAUAAAAACCAUAAUCAAAAAGAUAUACCCAAAUGGCUAGAAGCAAAAUUUGUUAAAAGAAUGUCUAUUAAUGUUUUUCAGAUUGCUCUGGGUUCACAUGUACUGACAGCUCACAGACAUCAGCUAAAGAUGUUGGGACAACCAAAUCGAAGAACCAAGGUGAUGACGGCUAAGAAGGAAUGCACGAAUAGACGUUUUUCUUUGGACGAAGAAGAAGACUUCAUGGGAUUCCCGAUCGUAAGUGUCGACCAAGAACGAUCGGGCUCAGAAAUAGACGCCGUUGAGAAAUCAUGUUUGAAUCCCGGAGUUUCAAAGGAUGUAGCUGAACAAAACGAAGCUUAUCGUCAAUCUAGGAAAAGAAAACAUAUCGCAAGAAGCCCUAUAGUGACUCGGUCUAAGUUAAGACGAAUCAGUCAAGAUUAAAUUUUGGCGUUCUGAGCAUAGUUAAUGUUGAUUAUUGUAUUUUCGAUCGACAUUUAAGUGCAGCUAAGACUAAUACAUUGUAAUAGCAUGUGUUGCUUUCUGAAUAUAGCUUAGUAAAAUAAUUCCUGUAAGAAUUAACUAAACAGGGAAGAAUUGUUAUAUCUGAACAUGUUAUAAACUGGUCACUCUAUAAGUUCCAAUUAUAAAAUUAUAUACUUACCCAUACUUAUCUACCUUCUCUCAGAAGCUCUGUAUGCAUGAUGAAAAGAAUAAAUAUUCAUUCGAAGUUGAGCCGUACUCGGUAACGGAGCCAAACUAAAG
Aedes albopictus (Asian tiger mosquito) is the source of this 3504-nucleotide messenger RNA. RefSeq lists its product as uncharacterized. NCBI's taxonomy places the organism in Eukaryota, Metazoa, Arthropoda, Insecta, Diptera, Culicidae. Gene Ontology annotation, biological process: DNA integration. The record is from RefSeq and is a predicted model, not a curated record. The transcript is spliced from 2 exons. Gene Ontology annotation, molecular function: nucleic acid binding. The coding region runs from base 61 to 3183 and encodes 1040 amino acids.